AUGGCUGAAAGCAGCAGUGCCAUGGCUGAAAGCAGCAGUGCCAUGGCUGAAAGCAGCAGUGCCAUGGCUGAAAGCAGCAGUGCCAUGGCUGAAAGCAGCAGUGCCAUGGCUGAAAGCAGCAGUGCCAUGGCUGAAAGCAGCAGUGCCAUGGCUGAAAGCAGCAGUGCCAUGGCUGAAAGCAGCAGUGCCAUGGCUGAAAGCAGCAGUGCCAUGGCUGAAAGCAGCAGUGCCAUGGCUGAAAGCAGCAGUGCCAUGGCUGAAAGCAGCAGUGCCAUGGCUGAAAGCAGCAGUGCCAUGGCUGAAAGCAGCAGUGCCAUGGCUGAAAGCAGCAGUGCCAUGGCUGAAAGCAGCAGUGCCAUGGCUGAAAGCAGCAGUGCCAUGGCUGAAAGCAGCAGUGCCAUGGCUGAAAGCAGCAGUGCCAUGGCUGAAAGCAGCAGUGCCAUGGCUGAAAGCAGCAGUGCCAUGGCUGAAAGCAGCAGUGCCAUGGCUGAAAGCAGCAGUGCCAUGGCUGAAAGCAGCAGUGCCAUGGCUGAAAGCAGCAGUGCCAUGGCUGAAAGCAGCAGUGCCAUGGCUGAAAGCAGCAGUGCCAUGGCUGAAAGCAGCAGUGCCAUGGCUGAAAGCAGCAGUGCCAUGGCUGAAAGCAGCAGUGCCAUGGCUGAAAGCAGCAGUGCCAUGGCUGAAAGCAGCAGUGCCAUGGCUGAAAGCAGCAGUGCCAUGGCUGAAAGCAGCAGUGCCAUGGCUGAAAGCAGCAGUGCCAUGGCUGAAAGCAGCAGUGCCAUGGCUGAAAGCAGCAGUGCCAUGGCUGAAAGCAGCAGUGCCAUGGCUGAAAGCAGCAGUGCCAUGGCUGAAAGCAGCAGUGCCAUGGCUGAAAGCAGCAGUGCCAUGGCUGAAAGCAGCAGUGCCAUGGCUGAAAGCAGCAGUGCCAUGGCUGAAAGCAGCAGUGCCAUGGCUGAAAGCAGCAGUGCCAUGGCUGAAAGCAGCAGUGCCAUGGCUGAAAGCAGCAGUGCCAUGGCUGAAAGCAGCAGUGCCAUGGCUGAAAGCAGCAGUGCCAUGGCUGAAAGCAGCAGUGCCAUGGCUGAAAGCAGCAGUGCCAUGGCUGAAAGCAGCAGUGCCAUGGCUGAAAGCAGCAGUGCCAUGGCUGAAAGCAGCAGUGCCAUGGCUGAAAGCAGCAGUGCCAUGGCUGAAAGCAGCAGUGCCAUGGCUGAAAGCAGCAGUGCCAUGGCUGAAAGCAGCAGUGCCAUGGCUGAAAGCAGCAGUGCCAUGGCUGAAAGCAGCAGUGCCAUGGCUGAAAGCAGCAGUGCCAUGGCUGAAAGCAGCAGUGCCAUGGCUGAAAGCAGCAGUGCCAUGGCUGAAAGCAGCAGUGCCAUGGCUGAAAGCAGCAGUGCCAUGGCUGAAAGCAGCAGUGCCAUGGCUGAAAGCAGCAGUGCCAUGGCUGAAAGCAGCAGUGCCAUGGCUGAAAGCAGCAGUGCCAUGGCUGAAAGCAGCAGUGCCAUGGCUGAAAGCAGCAGUGCCAUGGCUGAAAGCAGCAGUGCCAUGGCUGAAAGCAGCAGUGCCAUGGCUGAAAGCAGCAGUGCCAUGGCUGAAAGCAGCAGUGCCAUGGCUGAAAGCAGCAGUGCCAUGGCUGAAAGCAGCAGUGCCAUGGCUGAAAGCAGCAGUGCCAUGGCUGAAAGCAGCAGUGCCAUGGCUGAAAGCAGCAGUGCCAUGGCUGAAAGCAGCAGUGCCAUGGCUGAAAGCAGCAGUGCCAUGGCUGAAAGCAGCAGUGCCAUGGCUGAAAGCAGCAGUGCCAUGGCUGAAAGCAGCAGUGCCAUGGCUGAAAGCAGCAGUGCCAUGGCUGAAAGCAGCAGUGCCAUGGCUGAAAGCAGCAGUGCCAUGGCUGAAAGCAGCAGUGCUCCCAACAAUACAUGCGCCCUGGAACCAUCCAACCCAUCCCCACCCCUGCUCCUCGCCUAA
Messenger RNA from Closterium sp. Yama58-4, 1950 nucleotides. The record is from the annotation of a GenBank genome assembly. NCBI's taxonomy places the organism in Eukaryota, Viridiplantae, Streptophyta, Zygnematophyceae, Desmidiales, Closteriaceae.